Molecule: messenger RNA, 1749 nt
Organism: Oryza brachyantha (malo sina)
Lineage: Eukaryota; Viridiplantae; Streptophyta; Magnoliopsida; Poales; Poaceae
Product: cytochrome P450 76C2-like
Exons: 2
Coding region: 9-1532 (507 amino acids)
Molecular function (GO): monooxygenase activity; oxidoreductase activity, acting on paired donors, with incorporation or reduction of molecular oxygen; heme binding
Source: RefSeq, a predicted model, not a curated record
GUAGCGAAAUGGCCUCCUUCCUGGUCGAGUGCCUAUCAUGGCUUAUCAUCGUCCUCUUUUCCCUGUACAUUUUCCAGUUGCUCCGCGACGCUCGCCGGCGUCUUCCUCCGGGGCCCUGGCCGCCGAAGCCGCUGGUCGGCGACCUCCUCGACCUCGGGGAGGACGGCAAGCAGCACCGCACCUUCCAGUGCCUCGCCGCCCGCUACGGCGGCCUGAUGUGCCUCCGCUUCGGCAUGGUGCCCCACGUCGUCGUCUGCACGGCGGACGCCCUGCGCGCGGUCAUGUUCGCCGGCGGCGGCGGCGGCAAGAAGGUGGACGCCAUCGCGGGCAUCCCCAGCCUGGACGUCCUCAACGCCGUGGGCCACAGCGCCCACACCAUCUUCUCGCUCCCGAGCCAGGACGACAAGUGGCGCGCGAUCCGCAAGUUCGCCGUCGCGGAGAUGCUCGCGCCGCGGCGGAUCUCCGGCUCCGCGCAGCUGCAGGCCAGGAUCGUGGAGGCGCUGCACCGCGAGGUGUCCGGCCACGCGGCGCGCGGCGACGCCGUCGUGUUCAAGCACGUGGUGCUCGACUCCAUCCUCAGCCUGCUGCUGGGCCUGCUCUACACGACCGACCUGGAACCCAAGGAGCUGGCCAUGUUCAGGGACCUCACCGAGGAGAUCGUCGGGAUGCUCGGCACGACCAACGUGUCCGACGUGUUCCCGGCGAUCGCCGCGCUCGACCUCCAAGGCCUCCGCCGGAGGACGGGGAGCCUCCUCACCGUCCUGUACCGCCAGUUCGACGAGCAGUUCGCUCUACGCUUGCGCAGCCGGGAAGCCGGAGAGCCACGCAAGAACGACGUGCUCGACACCGUGCUCGACAUGGACAGGGAACGGAGCCGCGAAAGCUCCCUGCUAAGCCAUGACGUCAUGAGAGUUCUCCUCUGUGAUCUAUACGGAGCUGGAGGAAGCUCGACAGCCGCUCUCGUCGAGUGGGGAAUGGCGGACCUGAUUCAGCACCCGGAGGUGAUGAGCAAGGUCAAGGAGGAGCUCGCUAGGGUUCUUGGCGACAAGCCGGUGAUGGACGAGUCCGACAUCGCGCGGCUCCCGUACCUCCACGCCGUCGUCAAGGAGAUCCUCCGCCUGCGCACGGUGCUGCCGCUGGUGCCCCGCAAGGCCGAGGCCGACAUCGAGGUGAACGGCUACCGGAUCCCCAGGGGCACCAACGUGAUCCUCAACGCGUGGGCGAUCAACCGGGACGCCGCCGCGUGGCCGGAGCCGGACAGGUUCAUGCCGGAGAGGUUCGUCGGCGGCGGCGAGACCAGGAGCUACCUGGGCCAGGACUUCGACAUGGUCCCCUUCGGCGUCGGGCGGCGCAUCUGCCCCGGGAUGCAGCUCGCGCUCAAGCUCAUACCCCUCAUCUUCGGCACGCUGCUCCAUCGGUUCGAGUGGGAGCUUCCGGCGGAGGUGAAGGAGGCUGGGAUAGACAUGACGGAGAAGUGUGGGGUGGUGUUGUCUUUGGUCAACCCCCUCAAAGCCAUACCCAAGCAAAUAUAAUCAAAUUUUGGGAUCUGAGCAGUGUUGCAUAUACAGUAUUGCAGAGGAUCUACUCUAAAUAUAAAUUAAUUAGAAUGCUUAAGAGAUAACCAUAAUAAUAUGGGACGAAAGUAGUAUGUGUGUAUGUGUGUAUAUACACGUACUGAUGAUAUACCCGCGUGUCCUUCGUUAUUCGCAUAAGUUCCUUUUUAUCUAAAUUUUUAAUAAAAAAUGGUUC